This is a messenger RNA of Paramecium pentaurelia, 207 nucleotides long. NCBI's taxonomy places the organism in Eukaryota, Ciliophora, Oligohymenophorea, Peniculida, Parameciidae. The record is from the annotation of a GenBank genome assembly.
AUGGUGAGUGUUAGUAUAUUCAGUUCAAAUGCUCAAAUGUCUAUCAAUUGUGAAUUUGUUAAUUUAAAUUAAAUGGAUUAUGGAAUAAAAUUCGAAAAAGGAGGAAGUAAUUUUGCUCAAACAUAUCAAAAAGACUACAAUUUAAUUAUUCAACAACAGAAUGAUAAAUUUCAAAAUUUAAAUUUGAUACAACAUACUUUGAACUGA